Molecule: messenger RNA, 783 nt
Organism: Phytophthora sojae
Lineage: Eukaryota; Oomycota; Peronosporomycetes; Peronosporales; Peronosporaceae
Product: Kazal-like serine protease inhibitor domain-containing protein
Exons: 2
Coding region: 1-783 (260 amino acids)
Molecular function (GO): protein binding
Source: RefSeq, a predicted model, not a curated record
AUGAAGCUGGCAGUCGGCGUCGUCCUCGCGGCUAUCGCCUUUUGCUCCGUUUGCGCGGGCAAACCUUCCACGAGUAUUCGCUCUGAAUCGGCAUCGGAGUCGACAGCAGCGUCAGAUUCGGGCGAGUCGUGGGACUUCAGCUGGGAUGCCUCGGACUCAGCGGACGGCUCCGGCGCCGGCUGCGACCAAAUCUGCCCGACCGACUUCGACCCUGUUUGCGGAUCUGACGGCGUCACAUACACGAACGACUGCGCCUUCGGCAUCGCCCAAUGCAGAACACCGGAGCUGAAUAUGACGGCCACUGGAGAGUGUGCCGGCGGGUCCUUUGCGUCGUCCGUUAAAGGGUCGAACGCAGGCAGCGCCGCCGCAGCAUGUCCCGAUGCGUGUGUCGACGUAUACGACCCUGUGAGCGACGAGAGUGGCAAGACGUACAGCAACGAGUGCUACAUGCGGAUGGCUAAGUGCAAGAACACGGGAGACAACUCUGACAAGGCCGGUAUUGGUAGUCUGUUCGAGGACGGAUCUCAUGGUGUCAUCGGAAGCGCUAGCUCCGCAUCGAGCGCUAACUGCUCCGGUAGUUGUCCUGAUAUUUACUCGCCCGUAUGUGGCUCAGAUGGUGUCACCUACUCUAGCCCUUGUAAGCUAGAGCUUGCUAGCUGCAAGAACCCCAAGCUCAAGCUCGUCGAGGCUGACGAGGACGUUUGCGCUGGCUCGGAGGCGUCCACUUCGAAGCAGGAAACUGUAUCGGAGAAGGCGUCGAAGUCUACAAAGACGACUGUUUAG